GUCAUGUGAACUGGUUCACUGGUUCUCCAUCCCUCCCUCCCUCCCUCUCUCUCUCUCUCUCAUUUUCACUUCAACUUGUUCUAUUUCUCACAUGUAAACAAUCAUAUAGACUAUUGUAGCUAAACUUGAUUGAGUAAUGAUGUGGAGUAAGGGGAAUAGAGAAGGGUUUUUCUUGGUUUGAAUUGAUUACUUCUCUUGUGGGUUGGGUUUUGUUUUGGCUUGUCAAAGAUUGAAAGUUUUUGUGUAUAUUUUGGAUGGGAGGUAAGGGAGAAGGAGAGUUGAAGAAGGAAAAAUAUUGGGGAGACAAGGGAGAACAGUGGUUGUUAAUGUUUUAUGGUUAUUGCACACAGCACUGUACAAGGUGGUCUGGUUUUAGACAUGAUAAUUUUUUCCACAAGUGAUAUUCCUCUUCCUCUCGAUCUCAAACACUAGUCCUCAAGCUUCAAAAACUCUCAAAGAUCCUGUUCUUGAUCUCUGUUUUUUGGUGUUCGUUUCAAUACAUUCAGUCAUGAAGAGACUUGGAAGUUCAGAUUCGCUGGGUGGCUUGAUGUCCAUGUGUCCAAACACAGCAGAUGAACACAGUCCAAGAAAAAACCAUGUGUACAGUAGAGAAUUCCAGUCCAUGUUGGAUGGCUUGGAUGAAGAGGGUUGCAUAGAAGAAUCCGUCCAUGUCGCAGAGAAGAAACGAAGGCUAAGCGUCGACCAAGUCAAGGCCUUGGAGAAGAAUUUCGAGGUUGAAAACAAGCUUGAACCAGAGAGGAAAGUGAAGCUUGCUCAAGAACUUGGGUUGCAGCCAAGACAAGUGGCUGUUUGGUUCCAAAACCGCCGUGCACGGUGGAAGACUAAGCAAUUGGAGAGGGAUUAUGGCGUUCUUAAGGCCAAUUAUGAAGCUCUCAAGCUCAACUUUGAUACCCUCCAACGUGACAAUGAAGGUCUAUCCAAAGAGAUCAGGGAGCUGAAAGCGAAGCUGAAUGAAGAUAACACUGAGAGCAAUAUCUCUGUGAAAGAAGAGAUAGUGGCACCUUCAACUGAUGAUGAGAAAGCAAUGGAGGAGAACAAUCUGCCACCACCAGGAGGACCACCAACUCCCACAUCUUCUCUUUCCACGAAAGACUUGAUGAAUAACAACUACGAGAGCUUCGAGAAUUACACCAAUGGAGGAGUUGGAUCAUCAGACAGUGACUCAAGUGCAAUCUUGAACGAAGACACAAGCCCAAACAGGGGAGCAAUUUCUUCCUCUGGGGUUCUCCAGGAACACCAGCUCCUGAUGUCAUCAUCUUCACCAUCAUUUUCUUCAAUGAAUUGCUUCCAGUUCUCUAAAUCAGCAUCAUAUCAAACCCAGUUCGUGAAAAUGGAGGAGCAGAACUUCUUUAGUGGAGAAGAAGCCUGUAAUUUCUUCUCUGAUGAACAGGCACCUUCUCUUCAAUGGUACUGCCCUGAUCAGUGGACCUAAUCAAACAAAGUUUAAAAAAAAUCUGCAUAAAUAAGGUUGAUUCCACAAAAUGGGUAUCUAAAGGAGGAUCAGAAAUCAAGGGUAGUUAGUGUUUUGUGAAGAAAUGGAGAAGCUUCUCAACUGGGUUUAGUUGAUUAUUUGAACAGAACAAAUCAACAAUGGUGGAAAAAUGCCAAAAAAAAAAUGGAAGGAGAAGAGACGGAGAGAGCCAGGACGGGAGAGGUUCACGUGCGGGUAAAAGCUUUAGCUGAAAGAUGAUCGCGUGCGGGAAUGAUUAGGUAGUAAUUGGAAGUCUCCGCUGUAAAAAUUUCAUGGAAAUCAUUUUCCUGUUUAAUGGAGGAAAAAAAAUAAUCAUAGCUAUGGCCUCUUUUUCUUUUUAUAUUAAUUUAUUCGCUUUCUUUCAU
Molecule: messenger RNA, 1857 nt
Organism: Tripterygium wilfordii
Lineage: Eukaryota; Viridiplantae; Streptophyta; Magnoliopsida; Celastrales; Celastraceae
Product: homeobox-leucine zipper protein ATHB-6-like
Exons: 3
Coding region: 509-1453 (314 amino acids)
Biological process (GO): positive regulation of DNA-templated transcription
Cellular component (GO): nucleus
Molecular function (GO): DNA-binding transcription factor activity, RNA polymerase II-specific; sequence-specific DNA binding
Source: RefSeq, a predicted model, not a curated record